This is a messenger RNA of Micromonas pusilla CCMP1545, 960 nucleotides long. RefSeq lists its product as uncharacterized. NCBI's taxonomy places the organism in Eukaryota, Viridiplantae, Chlorophyta, Mamiellophyceae, Mamiellales, Mamiellaceae. The coding region runs from base 1 to 960 and encodes 319 amino acids. The record is from RefSeq and is a predicted model, not a curated record. The transcript has a single exon. Gene Ontology annotation, cellular component: membrane. Gene Ontology annotation, molecular function: serine-type endopeptidase activity.
AUGGCGCGCCCGCUGCACGAGGGCGUCCUCGAGCGCCCGGUCACGUCGCUCGUCGUCGCGACGUGCGCGGCCAUCACGUGGUACCUCCACGCGCGCGGGCUCGGCUACGACGACGUGGGAAUGUCGUACGCGGCUGUCGUGCGCGAGAAAAAAUACCAUCGAUGCGUCACCGCGUCGCUCUCGCACGUGUCCGUCCUUCACCUGCUCUUCAACAUGUCCACGCUGUGGAGCUGCGGCGUCGUCGAAGCCGCGGGGGGGCGCGGGGUGAUGAGCGACGCCGAAUCCGCGGCGGGGUACCCGUGGGGGUCGGCGUGGUACGCGCGACUCUCGUUGCUCAUGCUGUUGGGGACGUGUGGCAUCGUCCUGGCGACAUAUCACGUCCUCCUGACGCGCUUUCGCAGAGAGGAAUACGAGCGCGUGACCGCGGUGGGGUACAGCGCGGUCGUGUUCGGGUGGAUGACGAUCUUAUCCGUGAAGCGACCGACUUCAUCGCUGGUGUUGAUCGGCGGCGCGGUGAACCUGCCGGUCAACCUCGCGCCGUUCGCGUCGUUGGCGUUCACGUCGAUCGUCGUCCCGCGAGCCAGUUUCGUGGGGCAUCUCGCGGGGAUAGUGAUGGGGUAUCUGAUCGCGUGGGACCUGUUCGCGUGGUUCAACUGGAGGUGGUGCGUCGCGGUCGUCGUCGCGAUCGGGAUGCUGGCGGCGAGAGAGAGCGGGGUGGUGGGCGGGGUCGUGGGGCGACUCGCGGGCGGCGGCGGCGGCGGCGGAAGUGAGGCGCGUUCAUCUACGCACUGGUCCCCAUACGACCGCGUUCGCGUGGUGAACGCCGAUCCUUCAGGACUUUGCCCGGCGUCUCUCUCCGCCCAUCACCCAUCGCUUUCAAUCCCCGCCCUCGACGCCUUUCAACUCCACCUGACGCCUUUCAACUCCACCCCGACGUUCGCUCGUAUGGAACGCACCUGA